Molecule: messenger RNA, 1640 nt
Organism: Chrysoperla carnea
Lineage: Eukaryota; Metazoa; Arthropoda; Insecta; Neuroptera; Chrysopidae
Product: putative serine protease K12H4.7
Exons: 5
Coding region: 207-1427 (406 amino acids)
Biological process (GO): proteolysis
Molecular function (GO): dipeptidyl-peptidase activity; serine-type exopeptidase activity
Source: RefSeq, a predicted model, not a curated record
UUGGUGGAAGUCUUGGAACAAUAAAAACUAUUCAAGACCAAAAUUUACCUCAAGCACAAUGGUUUGUGCAAAUUUUAGAUCAUUUUAAUCCAACAGAUAAUCGUACAUGGAAUCAGAGAUAUUAUACAAAUGAACAAUUUUAUAAUAAAAGUGCAAAUGUUGUAUUUCUAUCAAUUGGAGGUGAAGGUGAAGUGAAUGCAACUUGGAUGGUAGAAGGUGCAUGGAUUGAUUAUGCUAAACAAGAAGGUGCAUUAUUAUUUCAAUUAGAACAUCGUUAUUAUGGUCAAAGUAGACCAACUAAAGAUAUGAGCAUUAAAAACUUACAAUAUUUAUCAAGUGAACAAGCAUUAAAAGAUUUAGCUGGAUUUAUAACUGCAAUGAAUCAAAAAUAUCAAUUGAUUGAACCUAAAUGGAUAGCAUUUGGUGGUAGCUAUCCAGGUUCAUUAGCUGCUUGGUUACGUUACAAGUAUCCACAUUUAAUUACAGGUUCAAUGUCAGCAUCAGGUCCAUUAUUAGCUAAACUUGAUUUUUAUGAAUACUUUGCUGUUGUAGAGAAAUCAUUACGUUUAGCACAUGUAAAUGGUAAUGAAUGUGUUAAUAAUAUAAUAGCUGGUACAAAACAAUUAGAUAUCUUAUUAAAACAUAAAGAUGGACAAAGUACAAUCGAUUCAAAAUUUAAUUUAUGUGAUUCAAUAAGUGAUUCUAAAAUCACAUCAUUUGAUAUAUCUAAUUUAUAUGAAACAUUAAGUGGUAACUUUGCAAAUGUUGUACAAUAUAAUGAAGAUAAUCGUAUCAAUUCUAAAUAUCCUGCUGCAUCAAACAUAACAAUACAAACAUUAUGUAAUAUUAUGUUAAAUGAUUCAUUAGGUGUUGAAUUAAAUCGUUUAGCUUAUAUAAAUACAUUAACAUUAAAUGUUUAUCAACAGAAAUGUUUAGAUUAUAAAUAUAAUAAAAUGAUUAAUAUAUUACGUAAUACAUCAUGGGAAUCAGAAGCUAGUGAAGGUGGACGUCAAUGGAUGUAUCAAACAUGUACUGAAUUUGGUUUCUAUCAAACAUCAACAAAUCAACCACAAUUAUUUGGUAAAGAAUUUCCAAUUGAAUUCUUUAUACAACAAUGUUUAGAUAUCUUUGGUAGUAAAUUUAAUAAACAAUUCAUUUUAAAUAAAAUUCAACAAACUAAUAUUGAAUAUGGAGCUUUAAAUAUUGAUUUAACAGAUAUUAGUAAUAUUGUUUUUGUACAUGGUAGUAUUGAUCCAUGGCAUGCAUUGGGUAUAAUUAAAACACGAAAUAAUAAAACACCAGCUAUUUAUAUAAAUGGUACAGCACAUUGUGCCAACAUGUAUCCAGCAUCUUCUUUAGAUUUACCACAAUUACAAGCAGCUAGAAUUCAAAUUGGACAAUUAAUUCAUUCAUGGAUUACAAAUUAAUUAUUUACAAUUUGAGUUUGUAAAAGCACGAAUUUCAAUUUUAAAUAGAAAUACACAUCUUGAACGUUACAGUAUGUAAACAUUCUAAAUAAUUUUUGUUUUGUGAUUUUUUAUCACCUUUCCUCGUCGUAAUAAUUAGUUGUUAUUAACAAAAGCAGGGCUUCUUAAACUUUUGUAAUUCACGACCCCAUUUAUGAUUGCGAGUUUCUUGAC